GGCUGGGUUUGGAGCUCCUUUCCGGGGAACAUGCUAGACGGUAGUGCGAUAUUAAUACACAGCAGCCUCUCCAGACUCUGCAUCGGCGAUUGCCAAACGUUACGUGGAUUUUCUGGUGUAGUCUGUUUUGUCAUAUGCUUUUGUGAUAUCAUUCUGGGGGAACGUUGUCUCAUUUUUUAACUGCAUUGCAUUUGUGGAUUCUAAAUGACAAUAAACUGAAUCUGAAUCUGCAGCAGCCAUUGCACAUUUCCAGCGUUUUCUGUUUUCAACCCUGUGUUUAGCUUGGAGGGUUAAAAAGGUCUGAUUUGAAAUAUGGAGUUCAGUAUCAUAAAAUAAUGCCACGUUUCACUGGAAAAGUACUGGAAGUGGAAAUCAAAGUGGGACAGUGUGGAAAAUCACAUUGACAGACAUGGAAGCAAUUAUAUUCUUCCUAAUGUAACUGACAAAAUUGGAUAUUGGUCAAGGAGUUGGAGAUUAGUGGAACAGCCUGAUAGGGUGGUGGAUUCACUUGAGCCUCUUAAUACUUGAUUGAAAUAAAGAAAAAUUUUGUUGAGGAUUUCAUUCAAAUUAUUUUAGCAAUUCCGAGAUCACUGCUGCCUUAAACCUUCCACUAAAAUGGCUCGAAGGCAUUGCUAUCUUUACUUAGUUUUGUUGUGUACUGGUCAGUUAAGUGUCCUUGAUGGUGUAAAGGUACCCCACGAUGCAAAUCAGCCACACUUGGCCAACAUCCUGCAGCCGGGAAAACCUUCUCUAAUAUACUUCAAAAAAAUAAUAAACCCAGAAAUCAACCUUUUCCUUCAACAGCUAGAAAAGUCAUCAGACUCACUUAAGGAGUAUGGAGUUAUAGUGGUUCAGGUUGAUUGCAACAUAGAAAACGUUCCAAAAUAUUGUGAAAAUGACCAUUAUCUGAAGAAAGCCUACCUUUUCUGGGGUAACAUAAUGCUUCGGAGCUUUGCAGUUGAUGCAUUAUUUGAUGUUGAUGCAAUUGUAGCAAAUGUAUUAUUCGUUUUGUUAUUCAAUGAAAUAAAGUACGUGUCCUCACUGAUGGAUUUUCGUGACAUUGAAAAUGAAUUGAAAGGACGAGGUGAUGUCAUAGUUACAUUUGUACCAGCAAUAGGAAUUCCAGAGCACAGAGCCAUAAUGGAAACUGCGUUUGUUUACGGUGCCAAGUAUCAAUUUGUAUUAACUACAGAACAAAGUGUUUUAGAAGACCUAGAUUUGGAAGAUUCAGAUAAUUUGUCAGCAAGACUUUGGUUCUGUCAUUGCAAAGUGGUGAAAGAUAGAACUCAGCCAUGCAAGAAAUCUUUACUUGAACAGCCACUAACAACUGUGAAUAUACAUUCCUACCUCAAAGUACUGGAAGCACCACUUGUGAUGGAGUCUUCUGUUGGACCAGAGGAAGUUUCUACAGUACACACACAAUUAAAGAUGCCAGUUAUAUUUCUCUUCACACAAAGAGAGACGUAUGAACAUGACCGAAUAACUGCAGAAUCUCUAGCCUGGCGGCUACUUGGAAAAGCAGGAGUUAUUUUAGUGCCAAGGGCCCAGCUCCAGCCUAAUGUGCCAGAAGAUGUGACUGUAGGAUUCAGAUCUGCUGGAGGAGAUUCAUCUAUCAGCUAUUUAGUUGUGACAUCUGUUGAAGAAAUUGUUGACCUAGUUAAAAGCGAAAGGAAACCGAUACCAACUUCUGAAACAGAUGAUGAAGAGGAAAGUGAAGAUGUCGAUUUCAGAGUUAUUCAAGAUGACGAAGUAGCAGAAGCUAUAUACAGAAAUGGAUGGAGAGAGCUUGAUGUGGACUUAAUUCCAGCACUAACAGACAGAAGUUUUCCUCAAAGUUUGUCAGCAACUCCCCAUGUCGUGGUUCUCUUCUAUACUGCUUGGGAUGCUGUAUCAGUCGUAUUUUUUCAGUCUUAUGUGGAAGUUUCUACCAGACUUGCAGACCUAAAGGAUGUUUUACUGGCCCGGGUUAACUGUGGAGAUUGGCCACAUAUCUGUUCAACUGAGAAUGCCACGCAGUUGCCUGCUGUGAAAAUUUAUAGUCAUGGAGAGGACCCUUUAUUCUACACUGGAAUGUUGGGAACACAAAAUUUGUUGAAGUUCAUUAUGCUGAGCAGGCUAGCUAAUCCUGUCAAAUUAACAACAACAGAAGAUAUUGAAGCCUAUCUAAGUGGGGAUCUCAAACUGUAUCAGAACGUUUCUGUUGUAGGAUUAUUCAGUCCAGACCUGGACAAAGAGCACGUUGAUUUUAUUACAGCAGCUAAUUCCCUGCGGGGCAUUGUGGCCACUGGAUAUUAUAUAGGGAAUGACUAUCCAUAUCUCUCCCAGAGAUUUGGUGUGGUCCCACCAGCUCUUGUGUUUGCGAAGCACGAGAAGUCUCACAUAGAAGGAGUUCAGCUUGAGAAAUUUCACGCUAAAGAGAUUGUAUCUGCAAUCAAAAGUUCAAUGUUGGAAAAAUUUCCUGAACUCAGAGUGGAAAAUCUCCCUUCUUUCUAUCAACCACUGCAACCACUACUCAUUCUGUUUACUGACAAUGAUGACCCCAUAACUGCGAAAGCCAAAGAAGAACUCGCAGAAUUUACCAAAUUAAGAAGUAUGAAGAAUUAUACCACAUGCUGGAUUGAUCUGCGAAACACACAAGUUGGUGAAGAGAUUCUUCAAAUAUAUUUGAACUACCUUCCACAGCUACCAGCUCUCAUCUUAGUGAAGAUUGGCUCUGGAAGCCAUGUAUUUGCAUUUCCUGAAGGGCAGAUUAUUUCAAGGAUGAAUGUGCUUCACUGGCUAAAGAAGGUGCAGGAGGGACGGGAGGAACCUAACAACCUCAGUCAGUUUGGAUUGGCAAUAGCAUCUCUUCCACAGUCUCCGUCAGCGUAGGUGCACCCCAUAGACUGUGUGCUCAGUCUCCUGCUUGAUUCGCUUUACACUUACGACUGUGUGGCUAAGCACAGCUCCAGUGCCAUAUGUAAACGUGCUGAAUGCACCACUGUCAUUGGCAGAAUCAGAGGUGGUGAGGAAUCUGCAUAUAGGAGGGAGAUUGAAAAUCUGACUGAGCAAUGCCACAACAACUUCUCUCUCAAUGUCAGCACGACCAAGGAACUGAUUAUUGACUUCAGGAGGAGAAGGGAUCUGGACAUCCAUGAGCCAGCCCCCAUUCGGGAAUCAAAAGUGCAGAGGGUCGCAAACUUUAAAUUCCUCGGUGUUAUCAUUUCAGAGGACCUGUCCUGGGUCCAGCUCUUAAGUGCAUUUAUGAAGAAAACAUGGCAGCGCCUCUACUUCCUUAGAAGUUUGUGAAGAUUUGGUAUGACAUCUCAUACUUUGACAAACUUAUAUAGAUAUAUAUGAUGGAGAGUAUAUUGAAUGGCUGCUUCACAGCCUGGUAUGGAAACACCAACGGCAUUGAUGAAAAAUCCUACAGAAAGUAGUGGAUACAGCCCAGUCCAUCACAGGUAAAGUCCUCCCCACCAGUGAGCUCAUCUACGCUGAACACUAUUGGAGCAUCCAUCAUCGAGGACCCCCACCACCCAGGUCAUGCUCUCUUCUCACUGCUGCCAUAAGGUACAGGAGUGUCAGGACUCGAACUACCUGGUUCAGGAACCGUUGUUACCCCUCAACCAUCCGGCACUUGAAUGGGGAGCAUUUCACUCAGCUUCCCUUUCUCCAUCACUGAACCGCUCCAACAACCAUUGAUUUCACCUUCAAGGACUUUUCAUCUCAUGUUCUCAAUAUUUAUUGUUUAUUUAUUAUUAUCUCUUUAGUAUUUCUUAUAUUUGCACAGUUUGUUGUCUUCUGCACACUGGUUGCUUGUCUGCACUGAUGGGUGCAGUCUUUCAUUGACUCUAUUAUGGUUCUUGGAUUUACUGAGUAUGCCUGCAAGAAAGUGAAUCUCAGGGUUGUACUGUACAUAGUGACAUAUAUGAUAAUAGAUUUACUUUGAACUUCUAACUACCAAUAAUUGAGAUACAAAAUAAAAAAAAUUGUUCUUAAAGGACUUGUGUGAGGAAAAAAUAACUAAGUUAACACAAUAUGUGAAGUAAACAAAUUUGUCAAUCUUUCAAGGGGUUGUUAUCAAAAAGUUAUGAUACGGAUGUAAUGCAGGGCUACACGGUAUUAGGUAAUACAUUUUGAAGUAGUUAACAGUUUACUUGAUUUUAUAUGUGGUAGAAUUUUAAUUCUUAAUCACUUAAUAGACCUAAUUUUUAAUAGAUUUUGAAUAUUUAUGACUAUUUCUGAAGUAACUAGGAAGGAUUCAGCAUUAUAAACAAUAUUAACAGCUGGCUUAGUCUUUACUCUCGUUACGAAAACCUGAUGAUAAUUUCAUAUAUAUAAUAUCCUAUUCAAUAGCACCUCACCAUCUGAUCAUGACUCCCCAACUGACUGUAUCAGCGGAUUACUUGUUUUGUUAUCCAUUAAUACAUGAGCAGAAACUUCUACCAGAAAAUAGUGGAAAAUCUGAAGCCAUUCUGUUCCAGUUCAUAUUCUUGACAUUUGUGUGAUACUGAGUUAGUCUGUUCAUAACUUCAGCACUACACUUAACUCAGAUGAAUUUCAGAGCACAUGUCUGUGUUGUUACUGAGAAGUUCUUUCUCCCCAAAAUCUACACCUAUCUCAAGUCCUCUGGUAUUUGAAAUCUCAGUCUGGCUUUUGUUACCUUUUACAUUUGUCUGUUCUCAAACACUGCUGGCUGAUUUCUCUCUUUUCCACCCCGCAGUCUUCUGAAAUAUCCAUCAAAGUUGUUUUGAUUAAACCUGAGGUUGGUCUCUUGAUCAACGUCAAUCAAAAUAUUGUUCACUGCUGCCUUAAGAUGCUGAUGCCUUAUGCUCUAUCUUUCAGAAGUUUAUUAAACCCACUCUCUUUACCCUUGCCUUUUGACUAUUCACCAUUGUGUAUCCCUAAGUAGCACAGUACCACUCCUGUGAAAUGCCAUUGCAAUGCUGAAGCUGUUGUGUUGUGGUAUCUGAAGGCACUUGCCAUCAAGUUUCUCUGUGUUGUGUUGCACUGCUGAUACUAAACUUAUUUCGAGAUUCUUGUAAUUUGGUAAUCCAGGAAAGUCCCAAAGGUUAAUUUUGAAAUAGUAUUGCAAGUUUUGCAAUUCUUAAACGUAUGCUGGCAGCUGAAGAAAAACGGAGCAAGAACAACUUGGGUUGCUUCACUUCUCAAAUUGCUUUAUAAACUGUAAAAUAUUUUUGCAAGAAAACAAGCAGUAGUUAUGUACUCCCUAAAGAAAGGAAAUGACUGUCCAGUUCAUCUGUUUUGUGACAUUGAUUGGGGGGUGAAAUUUAGCCCAGGGAGGUGAAAAAUCACUGCUUUCUUCUAAAUAAUGUUUGGAAUCUGUUUUAUUCACCAAAAUUUUAUUGAGAAAUGAUGUUUCCAAGGAUGAUAGAUUCCUUCAAAGCUGUACUGCAGUGCUAGCCUAGGUUAUAUUUAUUGGAACUUGCAACCAUAGCCACUGACUCAUGAAUGUCAACCGAGUCAGCUGCUGUUUGGAUUUGGCUGCUAGAUUAAUUAAAAAAAUAAACUCUAACUCAAGGAAAUAGAUUUUACAGACUAAGUAAAAAUUGGAAUAAAACUAUUGAUAGCAGGGUUGAAGUAGGGAAGUUCAUAUUGACAAAUGAGGCACAGGCAUUCUUCCUUACACUUCUUUGUGUGUCAAUUAAACCACUAGCUAGUUAUACCACAGAGUUUGUUACUGUUAUAUUUUGUGACUUUGCCUCAAUGCAACACUAAAUUAACCUCAUUAUUUUAUUGGAUCGUUCUUGUAUUCAAUUUCAUUUAUAAUUUGAACAGACUGAUUUAAUUAAAUCCAGCAAAUGAACCUUCUGACCUUAUUAAGAUUAGCAACUAAUUCAUCUGCACAAUUAGAUUUUAUUUUCAUUGUACUUUUAUGAUUGAUAUUUAUAAAGCAUGUCUUACAUAAGGAAAAUAACAUAUGUGAAAGAAAUUACUUAUUCCUUCAUGUCACAAUUGCUGAGGCAUGCUUUACAGAUUUUGUCUUAAUAUUGCUGUAGUAUCCCGAUGACUCUGCAGAACUGGCAACUCACCUCUUUUGCUUUGUGUUAGCAACUGAAUGAUAAGUUGUAGAGUUAUAGAAUAAUAACAGCACAGAAACUGGCUGUUUGGCCAGUGAGCCUAUUCUGACCAUCAAACCCACAUUUACACUGAUUAACUUGUUUUACUCACUCCACGUUCCCAUCCACUUCCUCAGACUGUCACUUGAAACAACUUAGCGGCAAAUUAACUUUGGGACUGGAGGAAAGCUACAGGGGAAAAUAUGCAUCUGGACAGCAUUGGAUGUCAAAAUCGCACUUAGCUUGCUGGACAUGUGAGGCAGAAGCUCUACUCAAUGCACCAUUAUGUAACUUUUUAGUAUAAGUAAUACAAUUGUGCAUUAUUACAGUUUAAAAAAAAAUCUGGUCUGUAAAAAAAUAAGUUUUUUGUUUAAAAAAAUCGAAUUUCCCUACAAGUUUUGCCAAGAUGAGCCAAUCAAGUUUUGUCUGAAAAAUGCAGGAUCCAGAAGGAAAAUCCCAGCUUUCAUGCUGUGUGUCAUGAAGUAAUAGAUUACACUUUGGAAAGUAUCUUCCAAUGAAUCCUUUGAUGAAUCAUAACAACGUGCCAUACAUUUUUUAAGACUUUUACUUUUUCAUUUAUAAAAAGGUACAACAUCUUCAGGUUUGAAAAUAACGAUGAGAGUAACUAAUAUUACAAAUGACUGAUCUUAUGGAAACCAAUUUUAUAAAUGAGUUUGAAGAUAAAACUAAACCAGAAGAUAAAUCAUCUUCUUCACUUAUGUUAAUGGUGCUUAAUGUGCCUGACUGCAGGUGAUUGAACAAUAACCUGAAAAGGGACUAUUUUCUAAUGCUCGCUGCAGCAUUUUGUCAAAGUUGAUUGUAUUUGGCAGGCAUCAAAACAUUUACUUGCAAUAAACAACUGUUGUUAUCUAAUAGAUGUGCUUCUGGAGAAAUAUUCUGAAAUUAUGAGUUAAAUUGCUUAAUAGAUGACUUGUUAUUUCAAGAGUUAUAGUAUCUUUAAGCAUGCACAUACCCAGGAUUGUUGAGUUAUUAAAAAUUCAUGGUAGUGCUUGAUUUUAUUGUCAAAAUAAAGUCUUAGCAGCAUCCUCGUAAUUCUCUUCUGCACCCUCUUCUGCUUGACAAUUUCUUUCCUAUAAAACUGUACACUGUACUCCCAAGAACGGUCUCAACAACUUGCAUGUCUAAUGACAAUAUUAUGUCGCUACUCACAAACUCGCCUCACUUAAUAAGGCCAAAAUGUUCAACACAAGGUGGACAUCAUGUCAUGCUAAACAUCAGCAUGCAAAAUGCCGCCUUCAUUGUCCUACUUGUACGGCUCCUUUUAAUUGUACCUCCAGGUCUCUCGGUCGGUACCCUGCCAUUCACUGUAUAAGCCCUACCCUGAUUUGAAUGUCCAAAGUACAUCACCUCACACUUAUCUGUUUGCCAUUCCUCAGUCCAUUUCCCUAACUAGUCAAGAUCUCUUUGUAAUUCAUUGUAACCUGCUUCACUAUCAACAAGAUCUCUUAACUUAUUCUCAUCAGCAAAUGCUAAUUUUGCCACGUACAUUCACUCCAAAAUAGCUUGCAUAAAUAAUGAAUAACAGCAGUCCCAACAUUGACCUGUGGGCACCCCUCUAGUCAGAGAAUCUACCUUCAACCAUCACUUCCUGCUUCCUAUCAUUGAGAUAAUUCUGAAUCGAUGUCACAUACUCCACCUGAAUCCCACAUGGCCUAACCUUCCAGAUCAGACUACAUGACGGACUUGUCAAAGGCCUUACUAAAGUCAUUGUAGAAAACAUCCAUUGCCUUAUCUUCAUCCAUCUUCUUAGUAAUCUCUUCAAAAAACUCCUAAAGAUUUGUUAGAUGUGACCUCCAUGCACAACACCAUGCUAUUUCUAACCAGGCUUUGACUAUCUAAGAGAUGGUAGAUCUUGAUUUUCAGAAUUUCCUACAACUGCCGUCAGGCUCUCUGGCCUGUCCUUGCUAACUUUCUUGAACAAGGGAACAAAAUUAGCCACUAACAGUCUUCUGGACCUUACCAGUGUCUAACAAUGAAGCAAAUAUCUCUAUAAGGGCCUCCACAAUCUCUCCCCGGCCCCUGUGGAAGGAUGCACUUGGUCAGGCCCUGUGAUUUGCCCACCACUUGGCUUCAGAUAUUUCCUCCCCUGUAAUACACGUAUGAUCCAUUAUCUCACUACUUAUUAUCUUCAUUUUUUGGCAUCCUUUAUAUUUUUCUUAGUAAACUCUGAAGAGAAAUGGACAUUAAAAAUCUCGACUAUCUCCUAUGGUUCCACACAUAGUCAGACCUGAUGGUCUUUAAGAGGAUCUCGUCUCUCCUUAGACACUGUUAAUAUAACAGAGGUACCUCUUGGGAUUAUCUUUAGCCCUGACUGCCAAAUCCAUCUCAUAUGCUCUUUUUGCCCUCCUCAUUUCACUUCUAAACCUUGGCUUAAACUUAUUAUAUUCAUAUUUACAGUGAAUGGGCAGAUAGUAUCACUGCCUUAAUUUGCAUUUAUUUCAAUGCACAUAGCUUAGUGCAUAAGGCGGAGAAUUGAGGAGUAGAAUAUCUCUGGGGACUAAAGUAUUGUAGCCAUAACAGCAGGAAGUGCAGCCCAUUGAUGCUUCAGGUGGGUGAUGGGAAAAAUAAGGGUGGAAGGAAUGUCACCCUUUUCAUAACGGAGGACAUUACAGUUGCCUAAACACAAUGUUUACUUUCUUCAUUUUCCUGACUGGACCCUCAAUAUCUUUCAUCAGCCAGGGUUCCUUGAAAUUGCUAUGACUACUGUUCACCCUAUCAGGAAAAUGCCGACCCUAAGCUCUCGAUGUUGUCCUUUUAAAAGCCUCCCACUUUCCAACUCUUCCUUUGCCUUUAAGUAGCAUCACUCAGUCGACACCAGCUAGGGAGUGCCUAAUUACCUCAAACUAUUUUAAAGCUAAUAGGAUUGUAGUCACUGCAUCCAAAAGACUUCCCACUACCACCACAGUUGCUUGGCCUGUUUCAUUCCCUAAGAGAUCUCUCCUACUAUUCUCACAUCUACCUGCAAUUUCUUGAUAUCUCUACUCCUCAAGUUCCCUGUAUUGGAGGAGGGGGUCUAUAAUAUAGCCUACCAGGUCUUCAACCCUAUUUAUUUUUAAUUCUAUCCAAAUGGUCUUAUCAGUUGAUCCCUCAAGAAUAUCUUCUCUAGGCACUCACUCUUAAGUCCACCUUUAUCAAAAAAAAGGCACAUUUCCUCUAGUUUUGCCUGUUCCUCUGUCACACCUAAAGCAUUAGUAUCCCAGAACAGUGAACUGCCAGUCCUGACCUUCUGUCAGCCACAUUUAUGUAAUGGUCACAACAUUCUUGUCCCUGGAGGCAAUGCAUGCCCCCAGUUCAUCCACCUUACCUGUCAAGCUAUGUACAUUGAAAUAGCUGCAAUUAGAAAUGGUGGUCCUAUCUGCUCUUUUACUGAAAAGAUGCCUAUCCUUAUUGCUAGGCUUACAUUCUUCAGCUGCUGCAUGUACCCUUCUCACCGACAUCCCUCAAGCCCCAACCCCCUGCCAAUCUAACUUAAACUGUCGCAGGCUGCAAAAGUGAAUCUCAACACGAGAAUUUUGGUCUACCUCAAGCCCAAAUGCAACCUGUCCCUGUUGUACAAGUCGUCGCUACUCCAGAAGAGAUCCCAAUGAGCCAAGAACCUGAAUCCCCGCUCCCUGCACCAGCUUCUCAGUCACACGUUCAUGUGGCCUAUCUUUCAAUUCCUGGACUCACUAACACAUGGCAGCAGGAACUCACUAUCCUUGAUGUUCUGCAUUUUCAUAGAAACAUAGAAAACCUACAGCACAAUCCAGGCCCUUCGGCCCACAAAGUUGUGCCAAACAUGUCCCUACCUUAGAAAUUACUAGGCUUACAUAUAGCCCUCUAUUUUACUAAGCUCCAUGUACCUAUCCAAAAGUCUCUUAAAAAGACCCUAUCGUAUCUGUCUCCACCACCAUUGCCGGCAGCCCAUUCCAUACAUCACCACUCUCUGAGUAAAAAACUUACCCCUGGCAUCUCCUCUGUACCUACUCCCCAGCACCUUAAACCUGUGUCCUCUUGUGGCAACCACUUCAGCCCCGGGAAAAAGCCUCUGACUAUCCACAUGAUCAAUGGCUCUCAUCAGCUUAUAUGCCUCUAUCAGGUCACCUCUCAUCCGCCUUCACUCCAAGGAGAAAAAGCUGAGUUCACUCAAAGUAUUCUCAUAAGGCAUGCUCCCCAAUCCAGGCAACGUCCUUGUAAAUCUCCUCUACACCCUUUCUAUGGCUUCCACACCCUCCUGUAGUGAGGCGAGCAGAACUGAGUACAGUACUCCAAGUGGGGUCUGACCAGGGUCCUAUAUAGCUGCAACAUUACCUCUUGGCUCCUAAAUUCAAUUCCACGAUUGAUGAAGGCCAAUACACUGUGUGCCUUCUUAACCACAGAGUCAACCUGCACAGCUGCUUUGAGCGUCCUGUGGACUCAGACCCCAAGAUCCCUCUGAUCCUCCACACUGCCAAGAGUCUUACCAUUGAUACUAUAUUCUACCAUCACAUUUGACCUACCACAAUGAACCACCUCACACUUAUCUGGGUUGAACUCCAUCUGCCACUUCUCAGUCCAAUUUUGCAUCCUAUCAAUGUCCCGCUGCAACCUCUGACAGCCCUCCACACCAUCCACAACACCCCCAACCUUUGUGUCAUCAGCAAACUUACUAACCCAUCCCUCCAUUUCCUCAUCCAGGUCAUUUUUUAAAAUCACGAAGUGUAAGGGUCCCAGAACAGAUCCCUGAGGCAUUCCACUGGUGACCGACCUCCAUGCAGAAUAUGACCCGUCUACAACCACUCUUCGCCUUCUGUGGGCAAGCCAGUUCUGGAUCCACAAAGCAAUGUCUCCUUGGAUCCUAUGCCUCCUUACUUUCUCAAUAAGCCUUGCAUGGGAUACCUUGUCAAAUGCCUUGCUGAAAUCCAUAUACACUACAUCUACUGCUCUUCCUUCAUCAAUGUGUUUAGUCACAUCUUCAAAAAAUUCAAUCAGGCUUGUAAGGCACGACCUGCCCUUUACAAAGCCAUGCUGACUACUCCUAAUCAUAUUACACCUCUCCAAAUGUUCAUAAAUCCGGCCUCUCAGAAUCUUCUCCAUUAGCUUACCAAUGGUCUACAAUUUCUUUGGCUAUCUCUACUCCCUUUCUUGAAUAAAGGAACAACAUCUGCAACCCUUCAAUCCUCUGGAACUUCUCCUGUCCCUAUUGAUGCAAAGAUCAUCGCCAAAGGUUCAGCAUUCUCCUCCCUCACCUCCCACAGUAGCCUGGGGUACACUUCAUUGGGUCCUGGUGACUAAUCCAACUUGAUGCUUUCCAAAAGCUCCAGCACAUCCUCUUGCUUAAUAUCUACAUGCUCAAGAUUUUCAGUCUGCUGCAAGUCAUCACUACAAUCACUAAGAUCCUUUUCCAUAGUGAAUACUGAAGUAAAGUAUUCAUUAAGUACCUCUGCUAUUUCCUCCAGUUCCAUACACACUUUCCCACUGUCUCACUUGAUAGGUCCUAUUCUGUCACAUCUUAUCCUCUUGCUGUUGACAUACUUGUAGAAUAACUUGGGGUUUUCCUUAAUUCUAUCCGCUAAGGCCUUCUCAUCGCCCUUUCUGGCUCAUCUAAUUUCCUUCUUAAGCUUCCUAGUAGCCUUAUUAAAAGAAAUUUCUCAUUCUGCACUAAUCAUUUUACUUCUAUUAAGUAUGAUUAACUCUAAACAAGUUCUAGUCUCUGUUGAUCCAUCUGAUGUGGUUUAAUAUACAGUACAGCAGGCUGUCACUUAACGUAUUGAUCAUUAUAUUUAUAACAGUUUUGGUGAGAUUCUAUUACCUGAUAUCCCCUGUGUACUUGCUUAUAAUGAGGCAUAUUUUUAUAUCUUAAGGCUCUGGACUGUGAAUUGCUUUCCAGCUAGAAUAACCCCAAUUUUGCAGUAUUGCUCUCGAUGAAAGUCCUGAACUAAACACCACAGACAUUUCCCUACUUCGUUAAAAAAUCAUAUUGCAGGGUGAGAAGAAAAUCCUGAAUUGAGAUUAAGAGAGUACAUCUGGAACCAGUUUGAUGUUUUUGUAAAUUUGC
Messenger RNA from Hypanus sabinus (Atlantic stingray), 12099 nucleotides. RefSeq names its product thioredoxin domain containing 16 (gene txndc16). NCBI's taxonomy places the organism in Eukaryota, Metazoa, Chordata, Chondrichthyes, Myliobatiformes, Dasyatidae. Bases 616 to 2871 code for a protein of 751 amino acids. The record is from RefSeq and is a predicted model, not a curated record. The transcript is spliced from 21 exons.